AUGCAAUCACCACUAGUUGUUGAACAACCAAAUAGCCGCAAUGACACUACUACUGCCGCUACAUCCACAACUAACACAACAAGCACAAAUACAAGUAAUACAUCGCCAGCACCUGGCGCAGCUGAUGUGAGUCAAGACAUGGACACCGGUAGGGACUCGGAUACUUACAACCACAUGGCAUCAUCAUCUUCUUCGUCGUUGCCUCCUUCAUUUGACUUUGCCAACGGGGCUGCUACAGCUGGCGGUGCUGCCGCAGGUGCUGCUGCGCCGGCCAUGCUGCAUUUCCACCAGCUGUUGCCCUUGCACGACUGCAACUACAAGAUUACCUCGCCAACUAUUGAAUCAGUCGAUAGCAAGAAGGACUCAAACUUGUCGCAAACCAGUUUUGAUCACCGUGAACCAAGGGAAUCACGCAACAGUGGAGGUGGUGGCUAUUUUCAAGAUGUGCACCCCCUGCAGCUAAAACAUCUGAAACACCUGCAGCAAGCCCACCAUCAACCAAAUCCCAAUACAAAUACUAAUGGAGAUGGAAAUGGAAAUGGCACGGGCUCGGGCUCGGGCACGCUUGUUUCUCAACAACCUCCCAACCCCAAGACUGCAAAAACGACUGAAGUUUCCUCGGAAAACCCCUUUAGAGUUCAGGGACAUGACCUAGAACCACCCCGGAAACCAUCAUACACCUACGAAUUGAACUUGCCCUCCUUGUCAAUUCAAGAAGGACAACAGCAGCUGCAGCAACAUCAAAAUCAAACUUCACCAACUGCUAAUGAGCAUCCUUAUGGUCGUCGGUUGUCGGACGAAGAAUACGAUUUCUUGCCCCUUUCCAUGAAAUUUAUGCAUAAACCCCCGAGGUCAAGAGACUACUUGAUGAAGGCAAACGAUCCCACCAAGGCCAAUAGCAUUUUUAACAAGAGAAUAUCAUCAGCAUCUCCAACUUCGUCGUCAGAAGACAUCUCGCCCGCCGUGUCGCCGAAAUCAUCGCCAGGCUCUAUCUCGUCACCUUUAGCAGACGAAAAUCUCGAUCUUGAAAACUCAACAAUUACGUUGAAAGAUACCACUGACUAUUUUACUCAUAAACCGCAAUUAACUAGAGAAGAAGCUACAGGAGAGGCCAAAACAAGAGCAGGUGCAGGGGCAGGUGCAGGGGCAGGUGCAGGGGCAGGUGCAGGGGCAGGUACAAGACCCCCAGCACAAGAGCAAGACCAAGACGUUUCAUCAGAACAUGCCAUUACAUCAAAUCCAAAUUCGCCAUCUUCAAUUGCACAUUCGCCACCACCAAAUGCAACCCCUUUCUUCUCCCCUCCUCACUCGGGGUACCAACUUGUUCGCAAAAAGUCGGGAGAAUUGGUCAAGCCUUCACUAAAGAGUCCCUCCAUGUCAAAUCUUGAAAAACUAAACGUGCGGCCAAAAUCGUUACCAACUACACCAACUUAUAAACAGGUUCAUUUUGGCGGCUCUACCGAUAUCAAGUAUUUCAAAAAGAAGGAUACGCCAUCGGCUAUUUCCGCGUCAAAUUCACCAAUAACUAGUCCCAUGUUUUCCUCUGCAAGCGACGGCGACGGUGACGGCGACGACGAUGACUACGAUGAUGAUGAUGAUAGUAACAGUAACGACACAGCUAAAUAUGACAAACUGGACAAGUUUUUCCACAUGUCGGGCAACUUUGCUGACCAUCUUCAUGAUUUCAGUCUUGGCAACUCCAGGUACCCCAAAACCAAAGCCAAAACCAAAUCUGCAUCUUCUACUUCAUCUUCUUCAUCUUCAUCAGCUCCACAAUUGAUUAAUUGGGACUUGAAACUAACCAAUUUCCCUCCAUUGUCGUAUCUUCGCAGAAUCGAGCAAGGAUCGCCCGUGUUUUUGGAAAAGAUUUUCAUUUCUGCCGAUAAAAAGUAUAUGCUCGGUCACAUUGCAGUCAAGAAUCUUUCAUUUGAAAAAUACCUUACAGUGCGAUAUUCCGUGGAUACCUGGAUGACCAUCAUUGAAAUCCCUACAACUUAUACUCCAGAUAAAAUUGAUGUUUUGAAGCGAAACAAUUAUGAUCGGUUUGUUUUCAAAAUCUCACUAAAUAAUUUGUUCAACAGUUUCAAGUACUCCAAGAAUGCCUCCUCGUCAACUGAAUCAUUGGUUGACGAUGACGAUGACGAUGAUGAUGAUGAUAAUUAUGUCAAUGGAGAAUAUGAUAACGACGAGCAACAACGUGUGGAAUAUAGAAAAGAACGAGUUUAUCAAAUGUGUAUCAAGUACUAUACUCAAGGUGCAGAAUACUGGGACAACAACAACAGCAAGAAUUAUGAAAUCAAACUAGCUAAAUGCAUUUUGCCAGAGCCAUCGGCACGUACACCAACCAGUAGGCACGACUCCAAAAUCCAGGACCACGCCAAGAGGCCAAGGUACUCGUCGUCGUAUCUUAAGAGAGUCAUGUCUGAUUCCGAGAUUGAACUCAAGGGAAGUGCCACCUCCUCCACGGCCGAUGUGGCCAAGGAAAACACUUCAAAAGCUGUUGAUGAAAAUGGCGUCAAGUCCCCAGGCUCAGAUACAGCCGAUUUCGUUAAUAACAACUACUAUCUCACUUCACCCUUGCUUUCGUCGAUUUACAAUUCAAACUCGCUGGGCGGAAAGAAUGCCGAUGUCGACGAAUACUUGAGAAACACCGAGGAUGCACAGAUUCAAAGUAGUAAACACCGAAAGAUUCAGCCACCCAUGCAACAGGUGGCCAAGAAGCAGCAAGCUGAGCCGAAAUACAAGUCUAAAUUUGUCGAUCAAUUCAGUCGCAAUGACAAUAACCCGCCAAGUUACAACUCCAGCACCACAGCUUCAUUCUCAUCUUCUUCCUCCGGGUCUACCUCCUCGGGCUCCUUUGGCUCGUUUGAUGGUGCGCAGCCGGCACAAAGAAGUGCUGCUCAAGCUGCUGCUGCGCGAGGAGUUGGGCUAAUGAACACCAAGUCGUACAAGGAGCUACUUGAUAACUACUGUUUCUUCAACUCUGCCAGCGAUGGCAAUGCCGCAGAUCAAUUUGGCAACGGCAAUGCAAAUGGCAGCAAUGGAAUCGCUGUACCGGGCAAAGACGCCAAAAGUGAUUCUUCAUUUACGGUUUCCUCAUUCUUGGGAACUUGA
Lodderomyces beijingensis is the source of this 3114-nucleotide messenger RNA. NCBI's taxonomy places the organism in Eukaryota, Fungi, Ascomycota, Pichiomycetes, Serinales, Debaryomycetaceae. The record is from the annotation of a GenBank genome assembly.